AUGUUUUGUCUAACCUAUAUUCUCCUUCUUCCCAAUUCUCUUUCAGAUAGCAGUUCUGUGGAUGAAAAGGCUCGGAUAGUAAGUGGAAGUUCUUUGGAUACUUCCAAGCUUUAUGCAGACCAAGCAUUUAGCGGUGCUGGCCGUGGGCUGUAUGGAAUUGAUAGCAUGCCAGACCUGCGUAGAAAGAAAUCUUUUCCCAUUGUUCGAGAUGUGGCUAUGACACUUGCAGCUCGGAAGUCUGGCAUUUCUAUGGCCAUGCUCAUCCGGACCUCCAUAAACAAUGAUGAAAUGAAAACACAUGUCUUCAAGAAGACAUUGCAGGCUUUGAUCUAUCCAAUAUCAUCAACUACACCUCAUAACUUUGAAGUUUGGACAGCUACAACUCCCACGUACUGUUAUGAAUGUGAAGGUCUACUCUGGGGCAUAGCACGACAAGGCAUGAGGUGCACUGAAUGUGGAGUCAAAUGCCAUGAGAAGUGCCAAGAUCUCCUAAAUGCUGACUGUUUGCAGAGAGCUGCUGAGAAAAGUUCCAAACAUGGUGCAGAAGAUAAAACACAGAAUAUUAUUAGUGCUAUGAAGGAAAGAAUGAAGAUUAGAGAGAAAAAUAGACCAGAGGUGUUUGAAGUGAUCCAGGAAAUGUUUAAUAUUUCAAAAGACGAUUUUGUACAAUAUACAAAAGCAGCAAAACAAAGUGUUUUGGAUGGAACAUCCAAAUGGUCGGCAAAAAUAACCAUCACAGUUCUUUGUGCUCAGGGCUUGCAGGCUAAGGACAAAACUGGCUCAAGUGACCCAUAUGUUACUGUGCAAGUUGGCAAAACCAAGCGGAGAACAAAGACUAUUUUUGGAAACUUGAAUCCAGUAUGGGACGAAAAAUUCUAUUUUGAAUGCCAUAACUCUACAGAUAGGAUAAAAGUGAGAGUGUGGGAUGAAGAUGAUGACAUCAAAUCAAGAGUAAAACAACAUUUCAAAAAGGAAUCAGAUGACUUCCUUGGGCAAACAAUCAUUGAAGUAAGAACACUGAGUGGAGAAAUGGAUGUAUGGUAUAAUUUAGAAAAGCGAACGGAUAAAUCAGCUGUCUCUGGUGCCAUUAGAUUGAAAAUCAAUGUUGAAAUCAAAGGAGAGGAGAAAGUUGCUCCCUACCAUGUGCAGUACACCUGUCUACACGAGAAUCUAUUCCAUUACUUGACGGAAGUUAAAUCCAAUGGUGUUGUAAAAAUCCCUGAAGUGAAAGGUGAUGAAGCCUGGAAGGUGUACUUUGAUGACGCUGCACAAGAAAUUGUAGAUGAAUUUGCAAUGCGCUAUGGAAUUGAAUAUAUUUAUCAAGCUAUGACGUAA
Molecule: messenger RNA, 1335 nt
Organism: Antrostomus carolinensis (chuck-will's-widow)
Lineage: Eukaryota; Metazoa; Chordata; Aves; Caprimulgiformes; Caprimulgidae
Product: protein unc-13 homolog C-like
Exons: 11
Coding region: 1-1335 (444 amino acids)
Biological process (GO): synaptic vesicle priming; presynaptic dense core vesicle exocytosis; synaptic transmission, glutamatergic
Cellular component (GO): presynaptic membrane; plasma membrane; terminal bouton
Molecular function (GO): phospholipid binding; diacylglycerol binding; syntaxin-1 binding
Source: RefSeq, a predicted model, not a curated record